Molecule: messenger RNA, 1653 nt
Organism: Ophidiomyces ophidiicola
Lineage: Eukaryota; Fungi; Ascomycota; Eurotiomycetes; Onygenales; Onygenaceae
Exons: 4
Coding region: 1-1653 (550 amino acids)
Source: RefSeq, a predicted model, not a curated record
AUGGGGCGACGUGGGAGAACAGUGGAAGAAAAUUACUAUGAAGAGCGCUUUGAUCGUCGUCCAGCAGUGAAGGAACUUGUCAAGGAUCGUCGUGAGCGGGUCUUCGAGGAGGAUAUUGAGGUCCGCCACCGACCUACGCGGCUGUUCAAAGAGCGAAUCCGAAGUUCAAGUGCUGGUGCCCUAGUACUUCGAAAGCGGGUGAGCGACGAGUUCGUGCGCGUACCCCGAGAAGCGGAAGAAGUACAUAUUUUACAAAGAGAGAGACGGCCUCCAGUUGCCGAUUUUGAAUUAGACGAACGAAUUAUCCAUAGGAGAGAAAAGUCCAGGGCACGUGAGCCGGUCCGGAUAGUUGAAGAUGAGGCAAUCAUUCAUGAGCGGGAUUACGAUAGCGAUCACUUCUCACGGCGUUCACGACGAAGGCCGACAGGGCAUUCACGCGAGAUAAAUGUUGAAAUAGACCAUGGAGCGCAUAGGGACGAGAUUAAUUAUCAUAGCACAUCCAGAGACAGAUGCCCGCCACCAAGGCCAAAAUUUGAAGAACGGGAAGACAUACUUAUCCGUACUGAAAACAAACGUGAGAGAACAAAGGUAGCGGCGAAAGAUGAAAUCCUCAUUCGAAAAGAAAUAAACAGGUCGCCCUCCCCCAAACCGUCUAUAGCACCAUCGCGGCCGAUACAUGCUCCACCAAUCCAUCAAGAUGUCAUAAUGCACCACAGACACGUCGACCAUGGAUAUGACAUUCACACUCCAAGACGUGUUCGAGAGGAAUCCAAAAAACGUGUUGAUAUUGACGAGAUUGAUAUCCGCGAAAGACGUGGUCGGAAUACCGACGAUCUACAGGUUAUCCAUCGUCGCGAAAAGGGCUAUGAAUCCUCACCAUCGCCCAGGCGCCACGUGGCCGAAAGAGAUGAGGUUAUGAUAUCGCACACCAGUAGCAAUGGUCGGGAGCGCGAGCGGGAUACACUCGUAAUUCGUGACCGUGAAGGCCACCAUGACCAUCGUGAUAGAGCGGAUAUUAUGGCGGAAGCUGAUCAUUACAACCGUCGUGCCACGGUCAGUUCAUCUAUAGGCGAAGCAUACAAUGGCGCCACCAGAGACUGGGCUACCAUCGAAGUACCGCCCGGGACAAAAAGAGUGACACUAGACGGUGUGGGGGGAGCGAGUCAGGAGAUAUCAUGGCAGAGAUAUAAUGGUCUUAGGAGGUCGAAGUUCAGGACUGACGGCGAGGAGCACUGUUCGGAUUUUGGAUUCGAGUUGGAUAACGCCGACAUUGGUAGGCGUUACACUGGCCUCAGGAAGCCAGAAAGGCUAUGGACAGAAAUCACCAAAGACCUUGUUGUCAAAGAAGCGAUCGAGAAGGUAGGAUAUGAGUACGAAGAGACUGAGGAAUUCUUCUAUGUAUUCUCCUACCUACGAUAUGACGACGUUGCGCACCUUGUUCGACUAUCUGACGAAUUCCGACACGCCCGACGGGAAAGAAUUCGAGAAAUUCAAGCUGAGCGAGCUAUCAAACAUGCCCCAUUGGCCCUUCCGGCACCUCCCACACACUCCACAACGGUACUGAUAGAUCGCAGCGCGAAUGAGGAUCGAGUCAGCGAACAUGAUCUUGUCAUUGAGACUGACCGGCGUCACUUUCGGGGACGAAGGUGGUAA